ACAUGCCCUCGUUUACUUGGUAUAUGUAGUAUAAAAUAAUUAAAAAUAUACUAAUUCCACUUCUGACUUCUCUCUACUUAAAAUAUUGCAUAUAGAUGCUGCAUCUACAAUAGAUGCUUAAUAGCUUCUGCUGUGGUGUCAUAUCACUAGAAUAAUUUAUUAAGUACGCGACAUAAGAAAUAUAUUUCUCUACGUGGGUGACAGACUUUUACUAUCUGCCCUUAACGUUGGCCACCAAGGAAGUAUGAGUUAAGGUUAACUUAUCGACUCAUAAAUCACCAACCUACAAGACCGAAUAUAUUAAGCACCAACCAUUAAACACGAAUAGGAAUGCUGCUUCUCCAAUACUCACAUAUGGACCACACUUCAAAUACAAAGCAUGCAUUAGGCUUCAAAAUACUCUUCAGAAGUUCAGUAGCUACCCUGCGAAUUUCAUUGGGCGGAAUUUUGUCACGUGAUGCUAUUCCUUCCUAGGUGGGCCGCGGCAAGAGCCUUCGCUUCACAGGGAAUCGACCGAUGCUUCAUAUUCUCUCGUUCACCAUGCAUCGCUGUUUUGUUUUUUAAAGGUGACCACUGCACUCCAAGACAUAUACGGAUCUACAACAGUUGAUUACUUUACGUCUUGAAGAUAUAUUGAUAGUUGCCAACGUCGAAGUGGGUUUCUGGCUAGUCUAUUGUAACCUAUGGCGUCGCCUUCACGUCCCCGCUCACAAGGGUUGAAUCGCGACACUCCUAGCUUGGAACUUGGUUCACAGCAGGAGGGGGAGAAUAUUGCCCAGGGUACCAGCCACGAUGAACACCCCGUUGAGAAUGAAACCGAAGCUCCCGUGGUGCCGGUUUGCCACGGCGCACGAAUAGUCGAUUCUGAUGACAGUGACGAUGUUGCGCCUAUCAUGCCACACCCCGAAUCAAUGACACAUGAACUUUCUCCCAGAGAGUUGGAAGCAAUUUGCUUAAACGACGAACUCUCUACGUCGAAUAUAUUUCCGCGCGAAAGCGAUCUUCGGAAAUGUUGGAUUUGCUAUACCGACGAAUCAGAGGAUUCGCCCCUCAAUAAAGAAUGGCGGUCUCCGUGUCCAUGUGCAUUAAGCGCGCAUGAGGCAUGUUUACUAGAUUGGCUCGCGGAUAUGGAAAAUACGGAAGGCCCCAACAGGAACCAGGACGGGGCCAUGCUGCUUUGCCCUCAAUGCAAAUCGGAGAUUCAUAUGUCACGGCCGAAUAACCUGAUUCUUGAUCUCGCACACAAGUGUGAGGGAAUACUUAACCGUCUGGUACUUCCCGGAGUAGCAUUUACUUUUGUAGGGACUGUUUGGGCUGGAUGCUGUGCCCAUGGUGUAUACUCGAUGUACCUUAUUUUCGGCAGAGAGACUACAAUACGGUUGCUCGAAGAAGCUGCGCAGGGACCUUUGGGUAUUCGCCUAAAUCUUGGCCUUCCGUUGAUACCAAUAUCAUUGAUGUUCUCGAGGACUCAAUAUUCUGACAGCCUGCUACCUGUGAUUCCUGUUUUGUUUUUCGCUGCACACCAUCCAUACCACCAGGAAAUGGACCUUCAGCUAUGGCCGCCGAGCGCAUCCAUGACAUUUGCGGCGUUGCCAUACAUUAAAAGUGUCUACAACUUACUUUACAGAAAAUUACUUGGCGACUUAGAAAAUGAAUGGAUCUCGACAGUACGUACUCGACUAAACGCAGAUGAGGAGGUACGCGGGCCAAGACGCCGUCGUGAUUUCCAAGAUGAGCCAGACAACGCCGAGGUAGUCAUGGAGAUCGAGCUACAAAUGGGCGCUGGCGCUGGUAAUGAUGGACAGCGACCUGCCGGAGGGGGGCAUGAUAUCGAAAAUGGCGUUCAAGCUCAUCAAAUCAUGGCACACCGUCAAGGUAAUAUGUUCCGCGAAACCACUAAUCUGGCGGAUAUCAUACUUGGCGCCUUGGUUUUCCCAGCUAUCUCUGCUGGUAUGGGAGGGCUAUUGAAGUUGGCCCUCCCGAGAACAUGGACAACCCCUUCUCUGUACGAGAGAGGUAGGCCAUGGUUACUCCAAACGAGAUGGGGAAGAAGCGUUAUCGGUGGCUGCGCAUUCAUUCUUCUCAAGGAUGCCUUCUUACUUUACUGCAGAUACAAGCGUGCCUGCUUACAUACCCAAAGAGUAAUAUUGAAUUAUGACAAGAAGACAAAACAGCCAGUUUUCCCACGAUAG
This is a messenger RNA of Trichophyton rubrum CBS 118892, 2192 nucleotides long. RefSeq lists its product as uncharacterized. The record is from RefSeq and is a predicted model, not a curated record. Gene Ontology annotation, molecular function: zinc ion binding. NCBI's taxonomy places the organism in Eukaryota, Fungi, Ascomycota, Eurotiomycetes, Onygenales, Arthrodermataceae. The coding region runs from base 684 to 2192 and encodes 502 amino acids. The transcript has a single exon.